Penicillium roqueforti is the source of this 1101-nucleotide messenger RNA. RefSeq names its product glycoside hydrolase family 16 protein. Gene Ontology annotation, cellular component: fungal-type cell wall. Bases 1 to 1101 code for a protein of 366 amino acids. NCBI's taxonomy places the organism in Eukaryota, Fungi, Ascomycota, Eurotiomycetes, Eurotiales, Aspergillaceae. Gene Ontology annotation, biological process: fungal-type cell wall organization; carbohydrate metabolic process. The transcript is spliced from 2 exons. The record is from RefSeq and is a predicted model, not a curated record. Gene Ontology annotation, molecular function: hydrolase activity, hydrolyzing O-glycosyl compounds; glycosyltransferase activity.
AUGUUCCUCUCCCGCAUUGCCGUUCUGGCAGCUUUGGCUAGCUACGCCACCGCUCAAACAUCGACUGACUGUGACCCAACGAAGAAGACAUGUCCUGCGGAUCCCGCCUUGGGCACCGAACACACAUGGGACUUCAACACAACCUUGGACGAAAAGGUCUGGUCUAUGACGACCGGAACAUACGUGUACGGUGACGACGGAGCCAAUUUCACUCUCUCCAAGGAAGGAGAGUCCACGCUCCUACAGUCGACCUUCUAUAUAUUCUUCGGUGUCGUCGAAUCUCACGUCAAGAUGGCCAAGGGCGGAGGUCUAGUCAGCAGUGUAGUCUUGGAGUCCGACGAUCUAGAUGAGAUUGAUUGGGAAUGGGUGGGAUACAACACUAGCGAAGUGCAGUCCAACUUCUUUGGCAAGGGUAACGAUAGCACCUUCGAUCGUGGCGGAUUUCACUAUGUGCCGAACGCGGACACAGAGUUCCAUAACUACACCACAUACUGGGCGAAGGAUAAACUGCAAUGGUGGAUUGAUGGCGAGAUGGUUCGCGAACUCGAAUACUCCGAGAAGUCCACCCUGUACGGCAAAAACUACCCACAGACACCCUGCCGUGUCCAAUUCAGUCUCUGGCCUGCUGGUCAGAAAAGCGCAGCGCAGGGUACUAUCGAGUGGGCUGGUGGCCUUGUCGACUGGGAUUCCGCGCCUUUCACUAUGACCCUUGGCAAGUUGCGUGUGAAGGAUUUCCACACUGGCAAGGAGUACACCUACGGGGACCAGACAGGUUCAUGGGAGAGCAUCAAAGUGGUGGACGGAAACUCCACCGUACUGACCGAACUGAACAAGCCCGAGGCCAAGUCUCUAUCAGAAAAAUGGGAUGAUCUCGGCGAGGGAGCUCACAUUGGAGUCUACGUUGGCGCCGCCGCCGCCGGUGCCAUUGGUAUCGCAGCGCUGCUGUUCUUAUGCCUGCGCCAGCGCCGCAAGGGCCGUCUCGAGAACGCAUUAGGCAACAACCCGGUUCCUCUUAACCGCGAUGAGAUGCAGAACUUCCAGAAAGACUGGAGGCAGAGCGAGUGGAAGUUGAACGGUGGUUAUCAGCAGGUCCACAACUAG